Dibothriocephalus latus is the source of this 414-nucleotide messenger RNA. The record is from the annotation of a GenBank genome assembly. Lineage: Eukaryota; Metazoa; Platyhelminthes; Cestoda; Diphyllobothriidea; Diphyllobothriidae.
AUGUCUAUUUCUAUCCUCCUGACUACAAUCGUUCCUCUGCCUUCAGCCAAACAGCAUUCACUUACCGCCCUAGGAUUCUUUUCAGGUCGAACAGAGUCUUUUAUCAUUGCUGAUGCCUCUCUGUAUUCAACUUUGGAGAAGGAGUCCCGGAUAGCGGCUAUUGCGCAGACCACUGUUCCUAGUUCUGUAAAUUUAAGUACCACUGACGCUCGUCUGCCUCUCCUCACCUCCGUGGAGGAGUUUGAAGUGGCCGUGCGCAACUCGCCCUCAAACCCGCGACUCUGGGUCCUCUACGCGGCCUACCACCAGGACCGCAGUCAGGUGUCUGAGGCACGCAGCGUUUACGAGCGUGCGCUCAAGCUGUCGCAGACCCUGCCGGCCGUUCAGGCGACCACCUUCACCAGCACCAUCCUU